AUAUAAGCAUAAGCUAUAAAAAUAAAAGCUAAGCCAAACACCCCCUAUAUUCGGUUCGUCUCUUCCUCUCUGAUCCUCCGGAAAACCGCUGACCCUCCGACUCCGUUAGUAGAGAGAUCUAUGGACGCUAGUGAUCGUAGAUACUUCGAGGAAGAAGAUUCCUCACUGACGAAAACUAUGAAGGGUGCUGCAACUGGUCUGGCUGCUGGGACCAUUUGGGGUACCGUAGUUGCUACAUGGUUGGAUGUACCUCGUGUUGAGAGAAAUGUUGCUUUGCCUGGUUUGAUAAGGACACUAAAGAUGAUGGGUAACCAUGGGUUGACUUUUGCUGCCAUUGGUGGUGUCUACAUUGGUGUAGAGCAGUUGACACAGAAUUACAGACAGAAGAGAGACUUUGUAAAUGGAGCAGUUGGUGGGUUCGUUGCUGGUGCUGCCAUUCUUGGUUUCAAAGGCAAGAGCAUUUCAACAGCGCUUUCUGCCGGAGCUGCGCUUGCCGCUACCUCUGCCGCCAUUGAUGCUGGUGGACAGACCACGAGAGUUGAUACGGGCAAGGAGUAUUACCCUUAUACCACCAAGAAAAGGGCUGAUGCCGCUAAUUAAGAGCUCUUUUUCUGUUCUUAUAACAACAUAUUACUAUUUUCAGUAUUGUUGUAUGUUAUGUUUUGGAGAUGUAAACAUGCUCUUUCCUAUGGUUUAGUGUUGAACUGAUCAAGGUUUACGAAGAAUGACGUUUUGCUGAAAUAAAAGUUACAAUUUUCUUUCU
Helianthus annuus (common sunflower) is the source of this 763-nucleotide messenger RNA. RefSeq names its product outer envelope pore protein 16-3, chloroplastic/mitochondrial. Gene Ontology annotation, molecular function: transmembrane protein transporter activity. The transcript is spliced from 3 exons. The coding region runs from base 121 to 600 and encodes 159 amino acids. The record is from RefSeq and is a predicted model, not a curated record. NCBI's taxonomy places the organism in Eukaryota, Viridiplantae, Streptophyta, Magnoliopsida, Asterales, Asteraceae. Gene Ontology annotation, biological process: protein insertion into mitochondrial inner membrane. Gene Ontology annotation, cellular component: TIM22 mitochondrial import inner membrane insertion complex.